AUGGUUCUCGCACCCCACCCCAACCCGGACGCCCCGGUACUAUCGCACUUCAAACUCGACGGCAAAACCGCGCUAGUAACCGGCGGCUGUCGAGGCAUCGGAUUAGAAGUAGCGCGAGGUCUCUGCGAAGCCGGCGCCAAAGUGGCCAUAACAUACUCCAGCACACCACCCCAAGAAGCCAACGAAAUCGCAGCCUCAAUAUCAGCCGCCAACGGCGGUCGUCUAGUCAAAGCCUACAAAUGCAACGUGCGUUCCCAAGCCGACGUAGAAUCCGUCGUCAACGCCGUGGUCGCAGAAGUCGGGGAUGGAAGAUUAGAUAUUCUUGUCGCGAAUGCGGGAAUCGCGGAGAAUAUCCCUGCGUUGGAGUACCCGGAGGACAAUUUUAGGAGUAUGUUUGAUGUUAAUGUGAACGGUGCGUUUUGGACGGCGCAGGCUGCGGCGAGGGUUUUUGAGAGGCAGUAUAAAGCUGCGGAGGGCGAACCCCAUCGUGCUUCGAUUAUUUUCACGGCUUCGGUUUCGGCGACCUUGGUUAAUAUUCCGCAAAAGCAGGCUGCUUACAACGCUAGUAAAGCUGCGCUGGUUCAUCUUGGGAAGUCUUUGGCGGUGGAGUGGGUGGACUUUGCUAGGGUUAACAAUGUUUCGCCGGGGUUUAUCAUAACGGAGAUGCUGGACGUACAUCCAUACGAAUGGAGGAGUCAAUGGAACGAGAUGGUCCCCGGUCGCAGGUUUUGCUAUCCGUCGGAGUUAAAGGGAGCGUAUGUUUUCCUAGCUAGCGAUGCUAGUAGCUACAUGACUGGCGCGGACUUAAUUAUUGAUGGAGGUUAUACCCUACCCUAA
Hypoxylon trugodes is the source of this 837-nucleotide messenger RNA. Its product is annotated as NAD(P)-binding protein. The transcript is spliced from 4 exons. Gene Ontology annotation, cellular component: intracellular anatomical structure. Gene Ontology annotation, molecular function: oxidoreductase activity, acting on NAD(P)H, oxygen as acceptor. Lineage: Eukaryota; Fungi; Ascomycota; Sordariomycetes; Xylariales; Hypoxylaceae. Bases 1 to 837 code for a protein of 278 amino acids. The record is from RefSeq and is a predicted model, not a curated record.